AGCUGAUUGUGACUACCUCUGAGCUGGAUUGGCCGCUUUUGACCCUGAAUUACUUAUGGAGAAAAAGCUGAAAAAACACACUCACAGAAGUGAUGGGAAAUGUUGCCAGCCGGAGUUAAUUGAAACCCUGAGUACGGCACUCAAGAAUUGGAAGACAACAGAAGCAACAGAUUCUUCAAAGAAGUCUGCCAAACCCGUAAACAGUGGUGAUGGGGUGGCGAGGAACAUAGAAAAGCACAUUCUCCAUGGGAGCGCGGGGGUCAUUCCUCCAGGAUGUGAAGCCCCGGGAGGUGGCCUAGCGUACCCGAAGGAAUCGAAGUUUGUUUUCCAUUACCGAAUACGCAAAGUGGAUGACGAUCACACGGUCCUAGAUGAUACGCGAAAAUACGGCAAGUCGAUGGAACUUUAUUCUGGUAAAGAAUUCCAGUUAGACUUCUGGGAGCAUUGCUUGGGAACCAUGCUACCUGGCGAAGUAGCUUCGUUUCUUGUGCCACCGGAACGUUUACUUGCCUUUCCGGCAGUAAACAAGAAGCUGCGGGACUAUAUGUUGGACAAAAAGGGCCACGCGGUCAAGCAUUGUUGUGGCCUGAUGAGCUUGCAAGAACAAGGUGGUCUCGGCUAUCCGGAUUUGGAUGAGUUGAUGAUGAAACCAGAACCGCUGGAAUUUAUAUUUGAAUUGCUCCGGGUUGACGUUCCAGGAUCUACGAGAAAGGACACAUGGAUUAUGAACUCCGAAGAAAAAGCCGAACUGAUCCCCACGCUGCGCAAAGAGGGAAACCAGUUGUACGAAAAUGGGGACUUUGAAGCCGCCGCCAAUAAGUACAGGGAGGCGUUGGGACUGUUGGAACAGCUUGUGCUCCGUGAAAAACCUGGGGAACCCGAGUGGGUAGAACUUGAUAUGGCACGAGUUCCACUCUUCGUCAACUUAGCCCAAUGUCAGUUUAAACUAAAGCAAUAUUAUGCUGCAAUCGAAAGCACGUCCGAGGCACUGUCCCGUGAUCCGAAGAACGUAAAAGCACUGUAUCGACGCUCGAAGGCCUAUUCGGAGACUUGGGACCUGGAUCUGUCUGCUGCAGACUUGCGCAAAGUCGCCGAUCUGAUGCCGGAUAUGACAGCUGCAGUUAAUGUUGAAUUACAGGCCUUGGAGGCGAAGCGCGCAGAACAGGCACUCAAGGAACGCAGACUACUCGCAGGAAAAUUGUCCGCACGUUCUCCAUCCUCCCCACCAACCGAUCAGGUUCAGUCGAAACCGAAGAUAACAAACUAACAUGGUGUAACAAGCCAUUUGACUUUAUUUUUCAACAGUUGUUAAGCACAGUCUUUCGUGAAACUGAACAGCUUUUCUCGCGCAGUUCUGUAUUCUACUAAGGUUUAGUAUCCCGGGUUAUGUAUUUUUCACCUUAUUUUUUAUUUUUUUUUCAUGCUUCGUGAAUCGCGAGAACAUUUCUCAUGAAGCUUUGCAUUUAUGGCUGUACAGCUGUAUGCAUCAAUACAGGCAAGUAAUUUGCUC
This is a messenger RNA of Opisthorchis viverrini, 1510 nucleotides long. RefSeq lists its product as hypothetical. The record is from RefSeq and is a predicted model, not a curated record. Lineage: Eukaryota; Metazoa; Platyhelminthes; Trematoda; Opisthorchiida; Opisthorchiidae. Bases 56 to 1267 code for a protein of 403 amino acids. Gene Ontology annotation, molecular function: protein binding; peptidyl-prolyl cis-trans isomerase activity. The transcript has 4 exons.